Molecule: messenger RNA, 1260 nt
Organism: Hyaloscypha bicolor E
Lineage: Eukaryota; Fungi; Ascomycota; Leotiomycetes; Helotiales; Hyaloscyphaceae
Product: putative 12-oxophytodienoate reductase
Exons: 3
Coding region: 1-1260 (419 amino acids)
Molecular function (GO): oxidoreductase activity; FMN binding
Source: RefSeq, a predicted model, not a curated record
AUGCAAGCCAAAGAAGACGCACCUCGAGGCCUCUCCUCCGCCAUCUUCACCCCUCUAAAGAUCGGGAACGGCAAAAUCACUCUCUCCCACCGCAUUGUCCUUGCUCCCCUAACUCGAAAUCGUGGAGUUCCUCUGAAGAUCAACGCUACUCCCGAAGAUCCAAACAGAAUUUGGUACCCAGGCGACCUGAUAAAAGAAUAUUACAUCCAGCGUACCACUCCAGGGGGGCUUCUGAUCACUGAGGGUCUUCCUCCAAAUCUAGAAGGCAAUGGGAUGCCCGGCGUGCCAGGGCUAUUCUGCGAAGAGCAAAAGAAGGGCUGGAAAUCAGUGGUCGAUGCCGUACACGAGAAAGGAGGGUACAUCUACGCACAACUCUGGAACGCAGGCCGAGCGUCAAUACCGCAGCACACUGGGAUGCCCACAAUCAGCGCGAGCGCAACCCCGUAUGAAGGCGAUGAACUUUACUCGUAUCCACCACCAGGAUCUAGUAAACAAGUUAUGUAUCGAGACUUCCCUCCAAUGGAGCUGAGCCAUGAGGGUAUCAAGAAGCAGAUCGCAGACUAUGUUGCAGCAGCAAAGGCGGCAGUUGAGGAGUGUAGGUUCGACGGCGUGGAGGUCCAUGGCGGGAAUGGCUACCUGCCAGAGCAAUUUCUUAGUAGCAAUAUCAAUAAACGAAACGAUGAGUACGGCGGUAGCCCUGAGAAACGAUGCAAAUUUGUUCUAGAUUUGAUGGACGCACUAGCCGGGGCAGUUGGAGAAGACAGGUUGGCUAUCAGAUUGACUCCUUUCGGGCUCUUCAACCAAACAAGAGGCAUGCAACGGAUGGAGACAUGGGGACAUCUGUGCAAGGAGCUCAAGAAAAAGCAUAACUUGAGCUAUGUGCAUUUCCUUGAGCCACGAUACGAGCAAGUUCACAGCUUGGAAGAGAAAAAGAAAUACUUGGAAUCCUGGGGCUUCAAGGACGUCGAUCUGAAAGUUUUCCGAGACAUUUUCGGAGACACCCCUUUCUUUUCUGCUGGGGGAUGGAAUGACAAGAAUACCUGGGGCGUCCUGGAAGAGAAGACUUAUGAUGCUUUUGCAAUCGGACGACUCUUUCUUUCAACCCCCGAUUUAGUUAACAGUAGAUUCAAAAAGGGUCAGCGAUUGAACGCGUAUGAUAGAUCACGAUUCUAUGGUCCAUUCCCAGAUCCCGAGGUUGGCUACACAGACUAUCCACUUUUUGAGGAUGUUGAGAAGUCGGGAAAACCGCUCGUAACUUGA